AUGUUUCCCCCCAUCAACACCCCAACCUCCGAGCAAUCCAAAACUGGCGCAGCGUGCUCCCUAUGCCGCCUGAAGAAGCGGGGCUGUGACCGCGUCAAGCCAGGUAGGCCGCAUCCACUACUAAUGACUCCCGCCGCGAGACAAGGACUGACCGAAUGCGAUUUGCAGUGUGCGGUCCGUGUGCGUCCAGAGGACAGGAAGGCGAUUGCUCGUACACGGAGAUGUCCGUCCCCCGCCGGCGGGAUACCAUCAACGGCCAGCAGGAGAGUCAAAGGCCUGCGUGUGCCGUAUGUCGCGCGCGAAAGCGGCGAUGCGAUCGCGCAAUACCUGGCGACAGUUUGUGGCUCAUGCCAGGUUAGGGCAUUGGAGGACCAAUGUUCUUACCGCCCAGAAGAUAUGCCCAUCAUGCCUCGCAAGCGUCGGAGAUCGCAGAGGUCAACGCCGGUUGUGGUGCUUGAUCGCGUCAGCCCCUUGCGGCCAGAGUCAGACCAUGCCAAUGGCACUGGGCCGCAGGAGGAAUCUGAAGAAUCGCCCGAUUCGAGUGACAGCGACUCGAGUGAGGCUGACGUUUCCUCGGACAGCUACCAUACGGCUAUUGUACCACAGGAACCCGCUUUCUUGGGGGGCAAUAUCUCCCAAUUGGUCAUGCUGCAAAAGGCCAUGUAUGGGCAGAUAGAUCAUAUUAAGGGUGAUGAAAAGGGAGAAAACGGGCUGUCUUUGUCACAGAACGUGCUGCCGACAGAUGAGGCUGUGGAGCCUCCGACCCACGAUAAUGGCCAAAGGCCAUCGCCCAGGCUGUCCCAGCGGAUGAUGGACCGACUCAUACACACGUACCUUACACGGGAGUAUGUCAAUUUGCCGAUAUUCGACUAUAGAGAGUUCCAGUCGAUGUACCAAACUGCGAUCAGGCAGGGCCUGUCCACCAUCUCGAAAUCGUUCCAAGGGAUUCUGAACACAAUCUUUAGCCUGUCAGGUCUGAACACGAAGGAUCUCGAUGACACGGCGGUGGAAGAUCUGUUCAACUGCGGCUACCGAUUGACCAGAAAUAUGGAGUACAGUGGGCGAGCCUUGGAACGUGUGCAAGCAUACCUUUUACAAACCCAAUACUUCCACGCGACUCGACAGCCCAAGCUGGCAUGGAUAUCUCUGGGUCACGCCAUCCGAGACAUACAAGUCCUGGAUUUGCAGCGUGAAACAGACGCCCAGGACCAGCGUCGACGGAGAAGCCAACAGCUCACCCGACGACUGUGGCAUAGUGCGAUGAUCAUGGAGCGAAUGCUGGCCCUAGAGAUCGGCCUUCCGCCGCAGACACCCAACCCCCUCAGCAUCCCUUUGCCCACCCAUUCCGACACGGACUAUCUAGAUACAAUCUCGGGCGGCGAGCCCGCAUUAAGUGGCGAGCGUCCAUCGUUAGUCGAAUUUCUCACUGCAUGUGCACGGCUGUAUAGCCAUGUCGAGGCCAUAAUGGCGUGGGAAAACGAACUGCGAAUGCGAGCCGGAACUUGCGCCGUGAAGAAGCUACUGGUUUUAGACUACCAGGCUUUCCUCAAAGUAGACAGUCUCCUGCACGACUGGAAAUCGUCCCUGCCUUCAUUCCUUCAUCACACCGCGACCGGCGAUCUAUGGGAGGACCCGCUUGUUCGUCGCCAACGAAAUAUCCUGCGCGUCCGAUAUCUGUAUCUUCGCCUCCGCCUGCUCCGCCCCCUCAUGAUGCUCGGGCUGGCCCUGUGCACCAAGUGCAACUGUCAAUCCGGCGGUCGCCCUCACGUCACUCCUGAUGAACUCGAUUCCCCCGAUAGCCCAGUGGCAUGGGGUUUGGUGCGCGACGCAACCAUCAGAUGCAUUGCCACGGCGUCGGAGUUGGUCCGCAUUCUCAAAGCAAACGAGGAGGGCAUGCUUGAUGGUGGCCCGCACGACAGCCACCGCAGCCCUAUCCCGCCGUACUGGGAGAACGUCGACUAUCUAUACGCGUGUGGGACCGUUCUCCAUGCUGCGCGUCUGUGCCCAUUUGCCCGUCGCCGUGGACAGGAUGAAAUGCCCUUGGUCGGCGUUUUCGAGUUGCUGAAACGGUACCAGGAUAUGGGAACGAAUGGGAGCAUGAGAGACGUCGCGCGUCAGUAUCGCAGCACGCUCCGAAGCCUGACCGAGACGGUUCUCAAGCCCCUUAGUAAUGGAACAGCGCCUGUGUCAGCUCAUGCUGCAGCACCUGUCAUUUUGGACGAGGACAGUCCGCCGGCUAGAGUCCCGGACGGAACGGCCACGGACUUGCCUGUACACCCCCGGCCGAUCAAAAGACGUCGUUUGGGAAGUAGCAUUGGGCAACAAGGGUCUCUUGGAUGGAUUGAGAGGCUACCUAAUGAUUUGAUUGGCGCGACGGAGUAA
Messenger RNA from Aspergillus terreus NIH2624, 2382 nucleotides. RefSeq names its product transcription factor domain-containing protein. Lineage: Eukaryota; Fungi; Ascomycota; Eurotiomycetes; Eurotiales; Aspergillaceae. The coding region runs from base 1 to 2382 and encodes 793 amino acids. Gene Ontology annotation, molecular function: zinc ion binding; RNA polymerase II cis-regulatory region sequence-specific DNA binding; DNA-binding transcription factor activity, RNA polymerase II-specific. Gene Ontology annotation, biological process: positive regulation of transcription from RNA polymerase II promoter by galactose; DNA-templated transcription. Gene Ontology annotation, cellular component: nucleus. The transcript is spliced from 3 exons. The record is from RefSeq and is a predicted model, not a curated record.